Messenger RNA from Dunckerocampus dactyliophorus (ringed pipefish), 2689 nucleotides. RefSeq lists its product as uncharacterized. Gene Ontology annotation, molecular function: nucleotidyltransferase activity; double-stranded RNA binding; tRNA binding. Lineage: Eukaryota; Metazoa; Chordata; Actinopteri; Syngnathiformes; Syngnathidae. The record is from RefSeq and is a predicted model, not a curated record. Gene Ontology annotation, cellular component: membrane; cytoplasm. The transcript has 9 exons. Gene Ontology annotation, biological process: regulation of translational fidelity. The coding region runs from base 49 to 2583 and encodes 844 amino acids.
AAUAAAGCGCAGGGCUCUUAGAGCGUCUUUGCACAGCUUCUCUCAGUCAUGGCGCAGCUGCAUGUGUCUGUGGGUAUACUGGGCAUCUCUGGCGGUUCCCUGCUACUUUUGGUAAACAGCUAUGGUAGCACUCCCCAAGAAGACCUCAUCCCCCCAACCGCACUGGGGGUACUGCUCCUCAUCAUCGCUGCCAUCGUAGCUUAUGCAGGUGUCUGUCGGAGCUUGUCCAGUUCACAGCUCUUCUCCUCCCUGUGUCUGACAGUCUCAGCCCUGUGGUGUGGCUCCAGUCUGGUUUACAUCCUGACAGGACAGGGGGUGCUUGAGCCUGAAGACCUUAGAUCCUCAUUAGUCCCUGGCUUGGCUGCCUUUGCCCUGGCCCUGUUUGUCAUAGGCAGCAUAGCGCUCCUCGCCAGAAAGGCGGUUCUGUUCAUCAUCGCCAUCAGCAUCAGCUUAGCUUGUGGCCAUCAAAUCGCUGGCCUGUCUGCUGAAGGUUUCGGCCAGUCUGCCACGGCUGCAAACUACCUUCUCGUCAGUCUGGUGGGUGGUUACUUUGGUGCAGGACGUUUGUUGUCCACGAUUACGCAUGGCAAAGUGGAGCUUCCAGGCACUGGCCUAAAGACAAAAGGCAAGGUGAAGCUCGAGACGCGCUGUGGAUGUGCUGACGCAGUGUCAGUGGGUGUGGUGAUGAACUUGUUAGCGGCCUCAGUGUUAGCCUGUCCUCUCUUGGGUGUGGUUCCUAGGCUCUUUGUUGGCCACGUCCCCUGGCUGUGGACAGCCGGGGUGUUCCAGCUUGGCCUGUGUGUCCUCUUCUACCGAGCCAUGGACCCGCUCUCUGCUACGUUUUACGGCUUCAUGGCAGUGCUGAGGUUUGCAGAGGGUUACAGUGCCCUCCUAUCCUUCUAUUCAAUACAGCCCUUCUCACCAGUUCCCUUCCCAGCCGUCUUCUCCGUACUUUUCUUCAUCCUGACUCUGUUCAGCUUUCAAAAGAGCUUGCUGGAGGCUCUCUACCACUUAUUAUUUGUUGCGUACUGUAUAGCCAUUGCUGCUCAGCCUCAAGGCUUCUUCCAGGAAGGAACCCAGGGUGUACAAGCUGCUAUAUUUGUCGGCUCCGCAUGUGUGCUUUUAAUAACGACAUACAACAUAGUCGCCACCAAAAUGAUCCCUACGGGGCAGAACAUUUUCAAAGCGUUAGUAAACAAAACGAGUAGACUCACGCUUCACACCCAUGAUAAGGAGCUUCAUGCACCUCACCUGGGUUACUCCAAAUAUGCCGAUGCAGAGGUGUUAGGUCACGCCUGUAGUGUCCUGGCUACUUUUGCUGUCACAGCCACAAUAGGUGACAGGGCGGUGUUGUCCGUGCUGGUGCUCCCCUGGGUGGUGGUCGCUGGUGGGCUCCUCCAGUUGCUCUGCGGGUCAGUCGCUUUCUCCAGAGGAAAAACCUUUGAGAGCACUGUGUUCACCCUCUACGGGGUGAUGUGGACAGUGUGGGGCUUGACUCGAUAUGGCGGGCUGUACGGCGAAGUGAGAGGCUUUAACGUGGCCGUGGGGAUCAUCGCCUUCCUGAUGUUUAAUGCCUUGGUGACGGCCGCGGCUCUGUUUGUGAACGUCGCCUGGUUUGUGUAUGCGCUCACCUUCCAGCUCAUCAUCAUCAGCUUCCUGCUGGAUGCGCUCGAUGCUCUGCCUUUUGGUUAUGACAUAGGAGUCACCAUCAUCUUUGGCAUUGUUAGCUUUUAUUGUUUUGGGGCUCACAUUUUCAACAGCACCUUCCAGUCCCCUCAGAUUCCCCUGGGGAGAGGUUUGAUAAGGCUGAGCGGGGUCGGUGGCGGGGCACAUAUCUGUCCACAUCUGCCAGCCCGAAAAGCCACAUCAGUUCAGCAGAUUGCAGAUAUCAUGAAAAAUGGCGGCAUAUGUGGCAUGCCUACUGACACUGUCUAUGUGCUGGUGGCAGCUUGCAACAGGCCUGAUGCUGUUGUCAAGGCAUUCAAGGUGAAGAAGCAAGCACAGGACCGACCCAUGUCCAUGUGGCUGUCCUCCAUCAAGCAGCUUGACCCAGUCAGACACCUGCUAAGCCCCCUUCUGCUGGACUUUAUGGAGGCCGCAUGGCCGUCAUCCAUCAGUAUGGUUAUACCUCGAGGCCCAUGGAUGGACACCUUUGGUUUAGGAGAUGCUGCCAAACACAUCGGGACCCCCCAAAGCAUCGCUAUCAGGAACCCAGACUGUUCGGUGGCCACCCACCUCAUUGAUCUAGUGGGGCCCGUAGCUGUGACCUCAGCCAACCCGACAGGAGAAGCAGACACCACUCAUCACAACCAGGUUUAUGCCAAGUUGGGCAAAAAGGUGGAAGGUGUUUUAUGUGAUGGACCCUCUCCAGAGAACAUUGCAUCCACUGUGGUAGAUUGCACUAAGAUUGAUACAGGACACAUUGGCUUCUUCAGAGUGGGUCUGAUCCCUAAAUCUAAGGUUCUUCAUAUUUUCAAUGAGGUUCAGAAGCGGCACACACAGGGGCAGACAAACCCAGCUUUUGAAACUGAUCAGCCAGAAACGGAAACAGAGACCUCUUCAGCUGAGGACAGCAGAGUCUGAAAAGUCAACACCAAGCUCCCAGACAUUUUUUUUACUAUACAACAUCAUGAGCUUGAAUUUUAUGGUGAACUGAUGAAGAAUUGUAUCAUAUUUGGAUUGUAUUAUA